Molecule: messenger RNA, 2961 nt
Organism: Sungouiella intermedia
Lineage: Eukaryota; Fungi; Ascomycota; Pichiomycetes; Serinales; Metschnikowiaceae
Source: the annotation of a GenBank genome assembly
AUGGAUCAACAAAUCCAGCAGGCGGUGGAGAUUGCCUUGAGUGGCACAGCAGACCCGGCGUUAAAGAACCAGGCAUUUCAAUUUAUUAAUGAGAUCAAGUCCACAGAGCAAGGCUACAAGACAUGCGUCGAUUUACUUUUAGACUCGGCGGCAAAGGGCACGAAGUUGAACGAAGGCCUCAAGUUUUUCAUUUUCCAAGUUAUAGACGAAAAUACAGACAAGUUGUCGCAGGAGCAGUUGUUCACCUUGAACACUAAUUUAUUCAAGUAUUUGAAUGAUGUCAUCUCUUCAGAUCAGGAUGAUCAGGUCUAUAUGAAGAAUAAGUUUAGUGACAUUUUUGCAAAACUAUUCUGCUACGUAUACUCGCAGCUUGAUGCGGAUUUUUUGAAGAAGCUUUUGCUGAUGAUCCUGUCGCAUCAUGUUCUUAGCGUCGAUUACUACUUGCGCAUCAUGAUCUCCAUUCAUUCUGAAGUGGGAGACAAACUUAUUUCGAGAUCCAAGGACGCUCAAAAUCGUAAUAAUAUCCUCAAGGACUUGAUUCGUGAGCGUGAUAUGGCUCUGCUCGUUGCAAGCUGGAAGUCAAUCUUGACAAGUGCAAAAGAUCCUGUUUUAUUGGAUAAUGCCCUCAAGAUUGUGGGCUACUACAUCGACUGGAUGGAAAUCAGUCUUUUCAUUCUGGAUGGUUUUUUAAGUGUGAUCUUUAACUACUUGAAGCUGUCCGAGUUACGGAACCAGGCUUGUCUUACUCUCAUUGAAAUUAUCUCCAAGAAGAUGAAGCCCACUAACAAGCUCCAGCUUCUCGAUUUACUUGACUUGACCUCGAUCAUCAGUUCUUUAAAGGAUGACGACUUGGACUUCAUUGAAAACUUGGCCAGACUUGCUAACCAGAUUGGUCUCGAAUUGACCCUUGUAUUGGAGAACGAUAACUCGCUUCUUCCAGAAAUCUCGGUACAACUUCUCAAGUUAUGGCCCAUAAUCUUGGAAUUCUUGGGUCAUGAGUACGACGAUGUCUCCCAACAGGUAUACCCCUUCAUUCAACAGAAUCUCUUGCUUUCAAAGAAGAUUCCUGCAUUGGCUUCUGACGAAUUGCUUUCUACAUUACUUAGAAAGGUCAUCGGCAAGAUGAAAUAUGACGAGGAUGACGAUGGAUUUGAGGACGACGAGCAGUUUUUUGAGGUUCGUCUGAAACUCAAAACUUUCCAAGACACAAUCGCUGUAUUAAGGCCCGCAAUCUACUUAGAGAUCGUUCCUUCCGUAAUUGAGAGCUCACUUUUUGGCACCCCCUCGAGCUGGAUUACUGUCGAUUUGGCACUUUAUGAGUUGAGCAACUUUGCUGAUUCGUUGAAGAACAACCUCAUCAACCUUCCCAAGAAUGAGAUCUCUUCGUCAAAGCCUUAUCAAGUUGUCCAGAACUUCUUGGUAAAAAUUAUCAAUAAUUUUAACUUGAUUAAUCACCCAAAGAACCAAUUGGGAUUUUUUGAAUUAAUCAUCCGUCAUUUCACAACAAAAAAUUUUACCAACACAACUAAUACCAGCAUGGAUGAGUUAAUCACGAAGAUCCUUGAGCUUUUUUCAGACUACGGUUUGUUCAACGGCGUGGAAAGUGUACGUUUAAGAACUUGGUACCUAUUCUUCCGAUUCGUCAACGCCACUAAGCCCAAGAUCAACGAAUUCAUGUUGGAAAAUUUACUCAUGAAGUUCCAGCCAUUGCUUGUUAUUACCGCUGAGUUGCCUACACGCGAUGAUGAUGAUGACUUGAUUGAGAAUGGAAACUUCAAUAACCAGCUUUACUUGUUUGAAGCACUUGGCAUGUUGGUUGCCUUGACUGCCAAGGCUGAGGUGGCUGCGAAAUCUGUCGACAUUUUAUUCCAGCCUCUUUUCAGUACCUUGGAGGCUUGCAUUUCUCGUGAUGAUAAGUCCGUAAAUCCAUUGAUCCCCUUGCAGGCCCACCACUCAUUGAUGGCCAUAUCUACUAUAGUGAAAGGUCUUGACACCCAAGCACCAGGCAAAGCUGAUCCACUCAAGAACAACGCAGCAUUGGUAGGAAAGAUUGGCAAUGCUGCACAGGUUGUCUUAAUCACUUUGGAAAACUUCAAUAAGUCUGAAAGUGUGAGAGAAGCGGCCCGUUUUGCAUUUGCUAGAUUGAUGCCAAUUUUAGACCUUGAUGGUAGCGCACACCUUAGCAAGUUGAUCUCGUUGAUUUUGGCUACACCUAACUUAAAAAUUCAGGAGCUCGCUGACUUCUCUGGAUUUGUGGGUCAGAUAGUACAUCAAUUCAGAAACAAUGACAAUAUAUUUCAGUUGUUGAAUGAUUUGAUGACACCAAUGAUCCUCAAGUUCUACGAGACACUUCAGAUUGAAGAUGAGGACUAUCCUAAUUUGGUCAGAGAAAAGUAUGCGCUCAAGAGAGCACUCCUCUAUUUCAUUAGCAUCAUAGUCUUGAACAAUCAGUUCUCCUUGUUCUUGACUGAAACUAACAAACCAUUGUUCCCACGGUUGUUAGCAUCCAUUGUUGAGUACUCCUGCGACAUCGAGGAAACCACUACCACCAAAGCUGCCAUCACUCAGUUUGGUAAUGUGAUCAGUGUCAUUGGUUGUAAUAAUGGCAAGUUGCUCGAUGAGAAAGACAAGUACGCGUCCACGCUCGCACCUAUCGAAGGCAUUGACGACUAUCUCAUGGAGAACACAGUCAAGUUGUGUUUCGAGUUGCCAUUCCAGCAGGAGCGAUUUGACUUGAAGGAUGCACAGUUCCGCAACAUUGCUGGCGAACUUUCGCUCUUAUUGACAAUCUAUAGAGAGCGUCUGAAGCAGCAGGAGUUCGUGAGCUUUUUGGCAAACUACUUGACCAAUAUGGGAUUGGCGCAACAGAUGGCCAACGACUUUUGUUCCAAGCUAGUCGAGUUGAAUGCGAAGGACUUCAAGAAAUACUACGUGAACUUCUUGAGCGAGUUCAAGAAGUGA